AUGGCGUACCACGACUCCGACUUCGAUUACGAUGACGAGAAUGGUGGCAUCGACCCUGUCUGGCUCCUCACCAUCUGCAUCGCGCUGGGUAUCUGGCUCGUCAUAAACCGAUACCAGUCCCUCCUCAACCGCGCCAUAUUCUUCCGCAUACCUCCGCCACCCCAAAUCAAAGAAACAUGGACCGCGCAGAAGCUCCCCGAACCCUCACUCGAGGCGCACCUGCACACUGACGGUCUCUUGCCCGCCAUACCCAUGGAUGGCCGCAAGUACAUCACCGCCUACGAUCCCGCGACUGCAUAUCACCUUGACACCGUGCUCGCCGACUCCCGAGAGGACAUCGAGCGCAAAAUCUCCGCGGCGUACAACGCGCAGAGGAACUGGGCGAAGACGUCCUUCCAUGACCGACGCCGCGUCAUGCGCUCGCUCAAGAAGUGGCUUGUCGACAACCAGGAGACGUGCGCCAAGGUCGCGUGCAGGGACACGGGCAAGACCAUGCUUGAUGCUGCCCUCGGCGAAAUUAUCACGACCUGCUCGAAGCUCGACUGGCUCAUCAACCAUGGCGAGCGCGCAUUGUCCCCCGAAAAGCGGAAAAACAACCUAAUCAUGUUCUACAAGUCAUCUUACGUGUAUUAUGAGCCUCUCGGCGUUGUAUCCGCCAUUGUAUCAUGGAACUAUCGUGACCUGCAUAAUGCUUGGUCUCCCAUCGUGGCUGCACUAUUUGCUGGCAACAGUGUAGUGCUCAAGUGCUCUGAGCAUGUCGUAUGGUCCACCGAAUGGUUUGUAAAGGCUAUCAAGGAGUGCUUGAAGGCUUGUGGACAUGAUGAGAACUUGGUUCAGCUUGUGUGCUGCUUCCCCGAGGAUGCCGAUGCUUUGACCAAGUCCGCUUUCAUCAGGCAUAUCACUUUCAUCGGCUCCGAGCGCGUUGGCCGCGUCGUCGCGCAAGCCGCUACCGAGUAUCUGACGCCAGUCACGCUUGAACUCGGAGGCAAGGACCCCGCCAUCCUCCUCCCUUCGACUGACCUGGACAAGCACAUCAGCCUUCUCAUGCGUGGCGUAUACCAAAACGCGGGUCAGAACUGCAUCGGCAUCGAACGUAUCCUCGUACACGAGUCCCAGUAUGAGGACCUACUGCAGAUGUUCACUGAACGCGUCGACAAGCUUCGUCCCGGUCAUUCGCUCAAGAGCCCUGGUGAUGGUGUUGCCCCGGUUGCCGACGUUGGCGCAAUGAUCGCUGGGGACCGCUUCCCUGGCCUGCAGCACGCUAUUCAAGACGCUGUCGCCCAAGGUGCUACCCUGACAGUUGGUGGUGAGCCAUGGACGCACCCGUAUCUCGAGCGCGGAUCGUAUUUCAAGCCCACGCUGCUGGGUGAUGUCAACCCCGACGCAUCUAUCGCGCAGUCCGAAUUGUUUGCGCCCAUUGGUCUUAUCAUCAAGUACGAAACCGUCGAGCAGGCUAUCGAGAUCGCGAAUUCCACACGAUACGGCCUCGGAGCUAGCGUGUUUGGGCCGGUCAAGGACGAUUGCGUGAAGGUAGCGAAGCGUCUACACUGUGGAAUGGUGGCAGUCAACGACUUCGGCGUCUUCUACGUGAACCUACCGUUCGGUGGUACGAAGUACAGCGGCUAUGGUCGGUUCGGUGGACCCGAAGGGCUGCGCUCCCUAACAAACGUCAAGGCAAUCGUCACGGACCGAUGGGGCUGGGCGAUCCAGACCACCAUACCUGCGGUUGUAGACUACCCCGUGCGCUCCGUCGCGCAGAGCUGGGACUUCAUCAGCGGAUUGGUGGGCUUCCUGUACGCCGAUGGCUGGCGUACAAGGAUAGACGCACUCUUGAAACUGGUCCGGGCGAGUGGCAGGUAA
Epithele typhae is the source of this 1860-nucleotide messenger RNA. RefSeq names its product meiotic sister-chromatid recombination aldehyde dehydrogenase. The coding region runs from base 1 to 1860 and encodes 619 amino acids. Gene Ontology annotation, molecular function: aldehyde dehydrogenase (NAD+) activity. The record is from RefSeq and is a predicted model, not a curated record. The transcript is spliced from 11 exons. NCBI's taxonomy places the organism in Eukaryota, Fungi, Basidiomycota, Agaricomycetes, Polyporales, Epitheliaceae.